AUGGAAGAAGGCAGAUGCUGGCUGCGUGCUGGGCAGCAAAAAUCGGGCCUGGCUGCGCUGGUCAGCGGUCUUGACCAGGACAGGCAAAGGGAUGCGGCCGCUGCACAGCCUGGCGACUCGCCGGCACCCUUCAACCUGAAGGUGCCAACCUACAUCCUUCUCUGGUAUGCCUUCAACAUUAUAUUCAACAUCCUGAACAAGAGCACCCUGAACGCGUUCCCCUGCCCCUGGCUCAUCUCGACGCUGCAGCUGGCGGCCAGCGGGCUGUUCAUGGUGGGCCUCUGGGUGACAAAGCUGCAGCCAGCGCCCCAGGUGUCCAGGGAGUUCCUGAUCGCGAUGCUGCCAGUGGGCCUGUUCCACACGGUCGGCCACGUGUCAGCCUGCGUCAGCUUCUCCCAGGUGGCCGUGAGCUUUGCGCACAUCGUGAAGUCUGCGGAGCCGGUGUUCAGCGUCAUCCUCUCCUGGCCGCUGCUGGGCAUUGUGUACCCCUGGUACGUCUGGGGCAGCCUGCUGCCGAUCGUGGCGGGCUGCAGCCUGAGCGCGAUGAAGGAGGUGUCUUUCAGCUGGGGCGGCUUCAACAAUGCGAUGAUAUCAAACGUGGGGAUGGUGCUGCGCAACAUCUACUCGAAGAAGAGCCUCAACGAUUACAAGCACUUCGACGGCAUCAACCUGUUCGGCCUCAUCUCCAUCGUGUCGCUGCUCUACUGCGCCCCCGCCGCGGUGGUUGCGGAGGGCCACGUGUGGGCGGGCGCGUGGGACGCGGCGGUCGCCAAGCUGGGGCGCGGCGCGCUGAUCCAGCUGCUGGCUGUCGGGGGCGUCUUCUACCACCUCUACAACAUGGUGAGAUGUCCUUUGCUUUUCUGA
Monoraphidium neglectum is the source of this 864-nucleotide messenger RNA. Its product is annotated as Glucose-6-phosphate/phosphate translocator 1, chloroplast precursor, putative. Lineage: Eukaryota; Viridiplantae; Chlorophyta; Chlorophyceae; Sphaeropleales; Selenastraceae. Gene Ontology annotation, molecular function: antiporter activity. Gene Ontology annotation, cellular component: Golgi apparatus. Bases 1 to 864 code for a protein of 287 amino acids. The transcript has 8 exons. The record is from RefSeq and is a predicted model, not a curated record.